Aedes aegypti (yellow fever mosquito) is the source of this 1237-nucleotide messenger RNA. It is a transcript of the gene Ssk, whose product is annotated as protein snakeskin. The record is from RefSeq and is a predicted model, not a curated record. The transcript has 4 exons. Gene Ontology annotation, biological process: septate junction assembly. The coding region runs from base 250 to 735 and encodes 161 amino acids. NCBI's taxonomy places the organism in Eukaryota, Metazoa, Arthropoda, Insecta, Diptera, Culicidae.
GGUUCGCCAUAUUGCUGCAACCGCGCGCUGCGAUGAGCAAGUGGUAAGAAAGAUAAGCCCAACCUGUUCGGAAUACCUGCCGAAGGCGAAAGACACGUUCAGAAUCGAUUUAAUUGUCCACUGAGGCACACUCUUGUCUGGCGAAAACUCAUCACGAUAAGGUGCACAUAGAAGCGGAAGUGCCUCAACAUCGAACUUUCAUCGAGAACAUUGAUUUAGUAUCGACAGCAGCAACCACAUCUGGACAAAAUGGUGUCCGCCGAAACGAUUGGAUCGAUAUUCAUCAAAGUGUUCAAAUUGGCACUGAACCUGGUGGUUCUCAUCAUCUACCGAACGGGCUACGGGGGUGAUUUCCUCGGCGUGGGUGGCACCUGGAACCUGAACGAGGAGAAAAGUCCCGACGCGGAAAUUGUGGCCUCCGGAGUGUUUGUCGGCUACUUCAUCUACACCUCGGUGCAGCUGAUUACGUUCUGCUUCGGCACGACCAAGCUGAAGCGGGAGCUUUCGGACACUAUAAUGAAUGUGGUCGGUACGUUCAUGUGGGUUGCCGUCGGAGGCACGGCCCUCCACUAUUGGCACGGUUAUCUGGCGGAACAUGACUUCCAGCACAUCACCUCGGAGAGAACGGCUGGACUUGCCCUGGGAUCGCUUUGCGUUGUGACCGGUGCCCUGUACCUGGCCGAUUCGGUGCUGGCCUUCAUCCACUACGCCAAGCACGAGAACAGCAAGUACUAAUUGAACGCGAACGGCGGCCCGAAGAAAAGUACCGAUCCAGGUGUGGUAGGUUGUAAGCUUGAAUUAUUGCAGCGGGUGCUAUCAAGAUUUUGCCCAAAAAUGUGCAGCAAUGCUUCCGUGUACUAGUUAAUAAUGUAAGUAAGUAAGGUCUAAACGAAGAGGAAAAACUGUCAUAAUUUAGGUACCGUAAGCGUGGUUUUAAGAUAAAAAGAGCAGAGGUGAAACUUUUACCUACUUAAUGCUUAUUGCUUGGUGGGAGGCACAUUUGCCAAGAUAAAUGGCAAGUAACGACAUUUUCUGUUAGUAUUCUACAAAUAUACAUAACAAUACAAAUGUAAGCGUUAAGUAAGAAGCCGUGAAAGUGCAACGUACCGAAUUCCUUAACGAGAAAAGAAAUAGAACCGGACAAUUCGAUGUAAAAUAUAAAUACCACAUUUAAGAAAGUUGUAUCCAAGAAAAGAUUAGAAUUUCAUUACCAAUAAACCGCAUUUCUUAUGGAAAA